Blastocystis hominis is the source of this 1638-nucleotide messenger RNA. RefSeq lists its product as hypothetical. The record is from RefSeq and is a predicted model, not a curated record. The coding region runs from base 1 to 1638 and encodes 545 amino acids. The transcript is spliced from 3 exons. NCBI's taxonomy places the organism in Eukaryota, Bigyra, Opalinata, Blastocystidae.
AUGAAUAACGAUGAUUUGAAGCAAUUGGCCGAAUGGCUCAGAAAGUGCCAGCUGGAGAAGGCUGCCGAGGCUUUUGAACACUUUUUGUCUAUUUCUUCGUCAAAGCGCGGUUCUCUCUUAAGUAAGCUGGAUGAAGCUAUUGAAGCGGGAAUCAAGAAGCAGAAGCUGAAUGAUUCGACUGAUUCUAGUUCCUCGAGCAGCAGCAGUGACAGCAGCUCGAGUUCUAGUUCCUCAAGCAGUAGCAGUAGCAGCAGCAGCAGUAGCAGCAGUAGCAGCAGCAGCAGCAGUUCCGAUUCUUCAGAUAGUUCUGAUUCUGAAAGUGAAGAGGAGGAGAAGAAGGAGAAGGAGAGCUCUAGUUCUAGCAGUUCGGAUAGUUCUGACUCUUCUGACUCUUCUGACUCUACUGACUCUGAGAGUGAAGAGGAGGAAAAAAAGGAAGAAGAAAAGGAAUCGAGCUCUGAUUCGGAUAGCUCGGAUAGCUCGGAUAGCUCGGAUAGCUCGGAUAGCUCGGAUAGCUCGGAUAGCUCGGAUAGCUCGGAUAGCUCGGAUAGCUCGGAUAGCUCGGAUAGCGACGAGAGUGAAGAAGAAGAGGAAAAGAAGGAAGAGAAGAAGGAGGAAUCGAGCUCUUCCAGUUCGUCUGACUCCUCUGACUCCUCCGAUUCUGAGAGCGAAGAAGAGGAAAAGAAAGAAGAGAAGAAGGAGGAGAGCAAGGAAUCCAGCUCUUCUGAUUCUUCUGAUUCUUCUGAUUCUUCUGAUUCUUCUGAUUCUGAAAGUGAAGAGGAAGAAGAAAAGAAAGAAGAAGAGAAGAAGGAGGAAGAAAAGGAGUCGAGCUCUGAUUCUUCUGAUUCCUCUGAUUCUUCCGAUUCCUCCGAUUCAGAUUCUGAAAGUGAAGAAGAAGAAGAAAAGAAGGAGGAAUCGAGCUCUGAUUCUUCUGAUUCUUCUGAUUCUUCUGAUUCCUCUGAUUCUUCUGAUUCUGAAAGUGAAGAAGAAGAGGAGGAAGAGAAGAAAGAAGAGAAGAAGGAAGAAGAGGAAUCCAGCUCUUCGGAUAGUUCCGAUUCUUCCGAUUCCUCCGACUCUGAGAGCGAAGAAGAGGAGGAAGAGAAGAAAGAAGAGAAGAAGGAAGAGGAGUCGAGCUCUGACUCUUCUGAUUCCUCGGAUUCCUCGGAUUCCUCCGACUCUGAGAGCGAAGAAGAAGAAAAGAAGGAAGAAAAGAAAGAGGAGGAGGAGGAGGAGGAGGAGUCGAGCUCUUCGGAUUCUUCGGAUAGUUCCUCUUCCUCGGAUUCCUCGGAUUCUUCGGAUUCUUCGGAUUCUUCGGAUUCUGAAAGUGAGAAAGAAGAAGAAGAGAAUAAAGCAGAACAAAAGAAAGAAGAGGAGUCAAGCGCAUCAGACUCAUCAGACUCUUUAACUUUACCGAAGUCUGCGGUUUCUUCCGAUUCUUCCUCCUCUUCGGAAAGUGAAGAACCGGUAGAAGAAGAAGAAUCGAGUACUUCCGAUAGUUCGGAUUCUGAUUCUUACGAUAGCGAAGAAUCUUCUUCUUCUUCUUCUUCUUCUUCGGAUAGUUCCGACUCUGACUCCAGCUCCGAUUCGGAUUCCAGCUCGGACUCCAGCUCGGAUAGUAGUAGCAAUUCCAGCAGCUAA